GAAGGUGUGCUUUUGUAUGUAGAUAGAGAAAUUAUUAAGUAACACUACAAGUCUAUCUAUCUAACAAAAUAUAUAUGGCUGCUAUCAAUCACUUGACAUAUCUUGAAAGAUGUCAAGUCUCAGCACCACCAAAAACCGUUGGAGAAAAAACUUUGCCACUUACUUUCUUGGAUUUGCUACACCUACCCGAAUAUCCGGUUACCCGACUUUACUUUUACGAUUUCCCACAUUCUACAUCGCAUAUCAUUCAAACCCUUGUUCCAAAACUCAAACACUCGUUAUCCAUUACUCUUCAACACUUUUUCCCAUUUGCGGGUAAGUUAGUCAUGUUUCCUGAUGACGUCACCAGGAAGCCUGAAAUCCGUCACGAGGAGGGUGAUUGGGUUGCACUAACAGUUGCCGAAUCUAGUCUUGAUUUUGUCGAUCUCGUAGGAAAUCUUCCUCGAGAUCGUAAUAAGUUUCACCUUUUGAUACCUGAUUUUGAAUUUCCAAUUAAGGAAAAUUAUUUUCCUACGUUUGCUGUUCAAGUUACGGUUUUUCCAAACUCGGGUAUCUCGAUUGGUCUCGCCCUUGCCCAUAUCCUUUCUGAUGCAUCCUCUUUGAAUGCUUUUUUUAAGGCUUGGAAUUCGAUGACCAAAAAUGGUACGGACGAGGCAUUUUUAGCCACUGGAUCCGUACCAUUUUAUGAUAGAUCGGUUAUCAAAUAUCCUAACUUGGAAAAUAUCUAUGUGAUGACUUAUAAGAAUCAUCAUCAAUCACCUUCACGGAUACAAGUUUUUGAAAAAAUGUACCAAACUCGUUCUUUAUUCGCAAUACAAAACGACAGUAGAGUCGUUGCUAAGUUUCACUUGACACAAACACAAAUCAAUUUGCUUAAAAAGUUCGUUUUGGUUCGAUUUCCGACUUUAGAAUAUGUAUCAUCCUUUUCAGUAGGUUGUGCCUAUGUAUGGAUGUGUAUGGCCAAAUCACGUACCAAUAAAAAACAUACUAAUAAUAUUGAUGAAAUAGUAGAAUCUUUUGUUUUUUAUGCAAAUUUGAGGGCUCGUUUGGAUCCACCGGUUCCCGAAACUUAUUUCGGAAAUUGUGUGGGGCUAUGUAUUGCCACAGCAAAAACCAGCACUCUUGUUACAACUUCAGGAUUUCUCAAAGCCGCUGAAGUCAUAGUAAAAUGUAUUAGGGAAAAUACAACGGUCGAUGUAAUUAAGGAGGCGGAGACAUGGAUGGAGAAACUUUUAUCGGUACGCGCACCGGCUAUUUGCGUUGCCGGAUCUUCAAAGUUCAAUGUUUACGACGUUGAUUUUGGAUGGGGAAAGCCUAGAAUGCAUCGGGGUAUAAAAAUAAACAACCCCCCUGAUGACGUCAUCCAUAUCGAUGCGACCCGAGAAUCACCUCACGAUCUGGAGUUUGGUUUGUCCCUUUGUCCUCAGCAGAUGUCUGCUUUUAUCCCUAUAUUUGAAAACGAAAUACGAAACAUGUGCGCGCUACUAGAAAACAAGGCUUUACCGACGGCAAAACUCUAACGCAAUAAAAUUAAAAGAACACUUCUUCCGAGACCGACGGUAACCAGUCAGUAAUUGUUAAUGUGAUAUUUUGUAUUUGAAAUAAACCCGUCCGAUCAUUUGUAAUACAAUUUGUUCUUUAUAUUUUGUAUUUUAAA
Molecule: messenger RNA, 1657 nt
Organism: Erigeron canadensis
Lineage: Eukaryota; Viridiplantae; Streptophyta; Magnoliopsida; Asterales; Asteraceae
Product: malonyl-coenzyme A:anthocyanin 3-O-glucoside-6''-O-malonyltransferase-like
Exons: 1
Coding region: 75-1520 (481 amino acids)
Source: RefSeq, a predicted model, not a curated record